CCGCACAUCAUCAGCAGCAGCCAAGGCUGUUCUGGCAGAGCAUUCACUCGGGCACCGAUGACGACUACGACCACGACCAACCCACCGAAUCCCUUCUGUCUGCUCAAGUCGGGUCAAAAUGACGUUUCUCGAUGGAAUCUCGCUCAUCAACUUCGUCAAGAGGUCGCCAGUGCUCUUGCGAGCCCUGACACCUCUGGCCAAGGCUUACGCCCAAUCCUCUGGCUUUCGUCAACUCGGUCUCAAAUACGACGACCUUCUGAUCGAGGAGAAUGACGAUGUGCAAAAGGCUCUUAAGCGUUUGUCGCCCCGCGAGCAAUACGACCGCGCCGCUCGUUUGCGAGCAGCUUCUCAAUACAGUGUGCUUCACCGCGAUGCUAGCAAGGAGCACUGGAUCAAGCCAGAAGAGGAUGUCCGCUACUUGCAGCCAAUUGUAGACCAGGUCAAGAAGGCAGAGGAAGAGCGCGCUGCAUGGGACACGGUCAAGGUCGACAGGAAGUAGAGGUUGCUCUUGAUCGAGCAUCCCCCCCCUCUUUUCCAGCCUACGUACCUCAACCCCCAAGCAAUUAGACGCCUUUCUUGACAAACAGAUCUUUCGAGGAUUUGAUCACCUCCGCAAGGUGGAAGCCGAAGUCUUCUGGUCAGCAAAUGCCCGCUUGAAUGCACACUGAAGGAGAUUGUGCGCGGAAUCCUCUCGAUUCAAUUGCGCAACGACGCAACAGCAGGC
Ceraceosorus guamensis is the source of this 724-nucleotide messenger RNA. Its product is annotated as cytochrome bd ubiquinol oxidase. Gene Ontology annotation, biological process: mitochondrial electron transport, ubiquinol to cytochrome c. The transcript is spliced from 4 exons. The coding region runs from base 119 to 499 and encodes 126 amino acids. The record is from RefSeq and is a predicted model, not a curated record. NCBI's taxonomy places the organism in Eukaryota, Fungi, Basidiomycota, Exobasidiomycetes, Ceraceosorales, Ceraceosoraceae.